This is a messenger RNA of Pneumocystis jirovecii RU7, 555 nucleotides long. Its product is annotated as Fe-binding Fe/S cluster assembly protein ISA1. Gene Ontology annotation, biological process: iron-sulfur cluster assembly. Gene Ontology annotation, cellular component: mitochondrion; cytoplasm. The record is from RefSeq and is a predicted model, not a curated record. Bases 1 to 555 code for a protein of 184 amino acids. Gene Ontology annotation, molecular function: 2 iron, 2 sulfur cluster binding. NCBI's taxonomy places the organism in Eukaryota, Fungi, Ascomycota, Pneumocystomycetes, Pneumocystales, Pneumocystaceae. The transcript is spliced from 4 exons.
AUGUUUUUUAAAGAAAGAUCUACGUCCUUUUGGAGAUGUACGGAACUUGAAUGGUUAUUUCCAAAGCCAUGGUCACUUAAAACAAAUACAUACCGAGGAUUCCUUCAAACAUGUCAAAGACCGUCUUCUACACUUUGGUUGCAUCAAAAUAUUGGUAGUCCUGUUAAAGAGAGGGUCCGGGAAAUAACACGUGGAGCUUCUUUUGUAAAUACACGAUUUAAUCCAAGGAAAGCAGCAAUGACGUUGACACCGCGUGCAGUCAAGCGACUUAAAGAACUCCUGAAUCAACCACAACCAAAAAUGAUAAGAAUUGGCACAAAACAAAGAGGUUGUGCUGGUUUAUCAUAUUUACUUGAAUACGUAGAUAAACCAGGGAAAUUUGAUGAAACAGUAAUCCAAGACGGAGUGACUAUUCUUAUUGAUAAUCGUGCAUUAUUUACUAUUAUUGGUAGCAAAAUGGAUUGGAUCGAGGAUCGGCUUACUGCACGAUUUGUAUUUGAUAACCCUAAUGCAACAAGUACAUGUGGGUGUCAGCAAAGUUUUUCAGUCAACUAG